UUUUUUGAUCUACCAUCUCGAAUAAGUAGUUGGUAUUGGCCUCCUUCACUCCAAUCCGAAUCGACUAUCUAAAAUCAUCAUUCGCUGGCUUACACCUCGUGCUAGGUAAAUGAAUGAAUGAGUGAAUGUAUCUGUUGGCACAGCGUUAGAGGAUAGAUGGCUGUGUGAUCACGACAUUCUAAUAUCUUCUUGUUCAUGCAGUUUUCUAGGAUUACAAGAUAACUGUGGAUCUAUGGUUGAUAUGGAGGAGUAGAAGUGAAAAGUUUAUUUUUGGAAGUAGAGAUACGCUAGCUACUUAACUGGAGUUUUUCUCACUCUCUUCGUUUUUGGUUUAAUUGUGCAAUAUUCAUCUGUUGUUUUGUGUGCAUGUCGAUACGUUUUUGGUAGUAGUACCGUGAUUGAUGCAGCCUUCACAAGUAGAUUCAAUUUCGCCCUCUCGCUCCUCGCUUGUGUAAAAAACAAAGAAAGUAGUCUAACAAUAUUACACUUUAUUCCCCAGACCACGAAUUAUCUUUUAAAAGACACUGUUCCUUUACCUACUUUUUCUUCCCCUAUUUCUUACCAUAGAUACCCAAAAACUAGUUCCGCGAAAUGGUGUUAAUUCAUCCACCAAAAUCCAAGGCACGGGCCAGUGUCGGGCCGCAGCUGGAAAAGCUGGUCAGGACUAUGAACGAAGUUCAGCGCGCAAAGAAAGAAUUCCUUUCAAGAAGAGAAGGUACGGACAGAACUUUCUCACACAUUGGUGUUUGUCUUGGUAUGAAGAUGUUGGGUACCGUAUCAUCAUGGUCAUUCUUCGUCAGGUCUAAAAAAUUUCUUUCAAUUGCUACUGUUUCUUGCCGCCCAGCGCGGACAGCAUUUAUCACAAAUAAAAAUGCUUUUUUCGUUCUUCUUUUCGAAAGAGUUGGAGAAUUCUUGGUUCGUGAUUCAUUCAUCUUUUUGAUCACGAAACAAAUUACUUAACUAUGUAUAUUUAUAAGUAUAACUUUUCUUUUUCACCCCGCACAUCAGCCGCACGCCAGCGAAGAAGGCAGCCGCCUGAGUUUACUUUGUCAGCAGAAAAGCAAGAAGGUCUUGGUAAAUGCUUCGAACUUUGGUGCGAACCUGGACAAGCAGAGAUUCCAAGUAAAUUUGUCAUCAAGUUUUUCAGGGACAGCGGGAUCAUCGGGACGGACGAGAGCCAGGUACUAAUAAAGCUUGUCAAGAAUAAUCGUGUGGCACGCCCUACUCAAACUUGUUGUAGUAGCUAGUUUUUUUUCGAUACGAUCCCAUACUUUUAGCCAAGUCCUCCCUCUGCUCGUAUUUCUUGUCAAUUUAGAAAGCAGAGGGCUGCUGGUGACCUGGUAUUGCAGGGAUGUCGUGGACUGUUGACAACUACGACCAAAUGAUUAAGAUAGAAUGGAUGUCUCAUACGACCUCCUUCUUUGAUUUUCCCCAUACAGUUGCCGUCGGUUGACAUCGACUUGCUGUUUAACAAGCACAAGAAGCCAAAGGAGCGCAGAAUAUCGUUCACGGAGUUUGUGUAUAUGCUCGUUGACAUCGCGGCGAAGGUCGAUGUGGAACUGGAGACUUUAGUGGCGCACAUUUUAGAACAAGUUGGCGAGGGUCCAGACUUCCACAACGUAUCAGUGCAGCCAGGACUUGCAAGAGCGAAUCAUGAAGGGGGUAUUCAAUCGUGAUUCUGGUUGGGAAACUUUGUUCGCAGUAAUCUGGAUGUACAUGUAAUCGUCCUAGUCCGUUCUUAAUCACAUUCAUUGUAUCUGCAAGAAGAAGGAAUAAUUUACCUUUGCAUACUUGAAUUUAUGGAGUCUGUCUCGUCUAACUCUAAGACUAUGUAUCUAUGAAGUCAGCAUACUGCAGCCAUCUAGUAGCCAUUUUGGCUCAAGGCUUCGUCCUUGUUGCCCGUUACCUACCAACAGAGAGACCCAACCGCAUAGUUACUGCCUAGGAUCCAUUGUUCUGGUACAGCACGCAUGGCUGCGCUCAACAAAUCAAUCCACCAAUCAAUCCAUCAAUCAAUCAAUCAAUCAGAUCAUCAAUAACAAGAUCUUCCCUGAGCGGUUGGGUCUAUAAUGGGGCUAGUUUCAUUAGGUCUGACGCGACUUGUUCUAGGUGAUUACGAUCCCAAUGAGAUACUUGAAAAGCGCAAAAAGUGAGAUGAAUAAGAGUAGAAAAGUUAAGGCAACACAUAGUACAAAUAAACCAGCAUAAGAAAAGCAAACAAAAUGAAGGAAAAGCGCGUCUCCAGCUAAAUAAAAGGAAGAAAACUAAGCGAAUCCAAACCGAGCAAAGGCGACAAGGCGGGGCGGCAGUGGUCUUUUUUGCGAUUGGAAUGGGCAUCCAUUGCGCGCAAAGGCUGGAGCAUCCUGGUUUGGCCCAGAUGCCCUACCUGCGGAGAACGCUUACGAUGCUACCGAGGGGCGGAGACGUGAUGAGGGACCACUGAAAAUGACACAAAGACAAAGGAAAGAACACAAAAAGGGAGGGAAAAAAUGAAAGGGAAAAGGGAAGGAAAGAGCAUUUCCAAUUUAUCAGGAAUGAUAUAAAACAAUUUGUCGUGCUGCGACAUAAAACACAACUUGCACCACCUCACGCUAGGCACACUCAUUCACUCAUUCACUCAUUCACUCAUUCACUCACUCACUCAUUCACUCAUUCACUCAUUCACUCAUUCACUCAUUCACUCAUUCACUCAUUCACUCAUUCACUCACUCAUUCACUCAUUCACUCAUUCACUCAUUCACUCAUUCACUCACUCACUUACUCACUCACUCACUGUUGCACUUACAAUACAUUCUCGCCACAACCUGUAGAUCUGACGGGCCCGGAGAAGUUUUUCUACGAUAAGAGCACGUUUACGGGGACCUGGACCAACGGCGGGCCAAAGGCGAUUGACAGCACGCACGGCUAUUUGAAGGGCUUUCAGUCCUUGGUCCACCGAGAGCAUAUCCAAAAUGACCACGUGCAACGCAAGAAGGCGACCGACGCAUUUAGUCCGGCAACCCGUCGCAGUCAGGGGCUCGCCGAUGGGGGAUCGUCGCGCUCGAGCUUUAGCACCGGGACGCCUGGGAGCAGCACGGCGCAGUUGGUACAUGCCCACCAAGUGGUCGUCGCGCAGAGGAGUUCGUCCGGAGAGGAGGCAUCCUCAUCCUCCCGAGCGAGUGGCCGAAGGAGACGCUCUUCCGCGUCGAAGGGCAACAGCGGUGGACGGCGCAUCAGUACUAAUAGGAACAACGAGGAACAACAUGGGGGCCUCGUCGAAGAAGAUGAAGAAGACAGAAAUGACGCGUUGCGUGGACCGCUCAAAUUUGCAGAUCCUUCGACCUUCACGGGAACCUGGAGAAAAGGCGGACCACAGCAUGUGGAGCCCAAACCUCUGUUAUGGUCAGAUUUUAUCCAUCUAUCUCGGCAUCUUGGUGCUUCUUUACACUGACACUGUAUUCUCAUGAGAUACAAGGUCAAAGGGGUCAAGAUGAGGGGGCCGAGAUGAAUAGAAGCCGACUCUAACUUUGAACUUCCGCCCAUCGGGGCGAACGAGCAGCACCGGUGACGCAUCGUCCACGAAACCUGUUAGGCAGUCAAAACGAGGCACUUCUACUGAUUUUUAGUUGUUACUUUAUACCCGCUGCCUCAACUCCCUCCUCUUGCACGAAUAUCAGGGUUUCUAAUCGGGUUUGGAGCUCUUUAUAAAAUCAUACAGUUGCUACUUUUUGUUUUUAGAGAAAAUCAGCGGACUUCAAAGAAGUUGUUUUUCGUCGUCGGUCGUUCUCGCUUUUCUGUGCUCAGCUACAGCUGACUUUCUUUCGCAGAGUUUUAAGAUUAAUAAUCUUACUUCAGCAUGCAUCUUCCACAAUUUCAGAAACGGACGCUUCAAAGGGACCAGAACGGUUUUAUUACGAUAAGAAGACGUACACAGGGAGCUGGAAGAACGGUGGCCCAGAUGCCGGUCAGCGCACAAGCCAAGGAUACCACGACUUCUCAUCCCUAGUUCACAGAGAUCACGUGCAGGAUGAUCACAAUAACCGAAGGAAGAGCACGAGGUCAUCCAAGAGCUCCGUCGCUGCCUCGACGUCAUAGAAAAGAGGAUCAAGGAGAUGGGAACUGAAACUUACUCAUUGAUACUCGCUUUGCGAUAGGACACUCGGAGCUCUCAUACCGUAAGACAAGGUUUUUCGUUAAAGUUCUCAUGUGUUGGUACUUUUCUCGUCGUGAAUCAUGACGAGUUCGAAAUUAAUACUUUGUUGAGGUUUUGAUCAUGUUUGGGCUCGUUGUGAAGGUGGGGCUCGUUGUGUCAGGUGCCGGUGGGGCUCGUUGUGAAGGAUCCAUAACCUAACCUAAUCUUUGAAGGUGGAUAUAUCGCAAGAUCGCUUCGGAAUUAGAUGAAACUGCGUAGCUGGUUCCCAUUCUUUUUGAAAAUUUGUUUUAGUCUGUAACUAUAAAUCUCAAGAAGUACGCAGUACUAGGUAGUUGGUGAUGUCUUCUUUUUCUAAUAUGGCAGUCGUGAAAGCAAUGAAUAGAUUGAUAUGAGUCGUGAAAGCAAUGAAUAGCUUAGGAGAAAUUCGCUUAAAGAGGGCAUGAGGAUUCAGCUUUGUUUCUCUAGCUGUGGUUGGUGGUCGUGGGCUCAACCCGUCAACAUGUUUGAUUCGUUGUGUAUUGUGUAUGAAAAUCGCCGAAGCAAGCAGCAUCUUCAUCCCAUCGACAGUUUCAAGAUACUUAUAUCUGGGAAACUGACUAUGACAUCAAAAACCGGACGAUUUGCAAUGUGAUGAAACGCGCCUCCAACAGUGCGAACAGACACCACAUGGGAAGGAAGACACUAACUAAAAAGAAAGAUGAAAAGAUGAUGGUCAGCUACCUUGCGGCAAGUCGAGUACAUUAUGUAUGAUUAGUUGAACGUUUUACGGAUAUUCAUAUUACAAUACAAUUAUGCUGAUGCAAACUAGUUGUUACUACAGUUAGUCGUGAUGUGUGUAGUAACAAAAUAGUAGUAGUAGCAGUAGUAGUAGUACUAGUAGUUUUUUUUCGUUUUUUGAUGUUAGUAUCGUUGUCUGAUUAAGUAGAAGAUCCGAGAAUGCUUUUUUUCAUGUAUAUGGGCAGAUACGUUUUUCCAAGAACACGUAACUAAAUAUAACCAAUGAAUGUCUAGAUUGCAAGUUCAAGAGAAUGAGCUUAUAACACAAAGUGAAAAUAUGCGCAACCAACUUACCAAGAUGAAGAUUAUUAGAUAAUGACUGCUAAAAUGAAUGAUUAGAUAAUGACUUCUGCUGUUUAAGAGUAAGAAUUUCGUAGUACGACGGAACUCGCAUGUACCGAUAUGCAGUUAUAGUAAGUACUUCUGCAAACGACCCUUCUCUUGGGCUGCGGUUUCCAGACAGAUGAAGCGGUGAAUCGACAAGAAUGUUGGUCCUAUGUAUGCGAAAGACUUGGACGAGAGCGAGCUGAUACGCAAAGGUGUGAAGUUGGUACAUCUACAUGACUAUGAACAAACAAAAUUCAUCUGUAAUCCGAGGUAAUCCGAGGAGGCUAUCUUCGCGGAGCAUGGCCCGUUAAGAAUCUGUAGUUUUGAGGGCAAGAGUGCUGUUCUUCAUAUCGUUUCUUAAUAACUGUUACAAGUUGAUGUCAUUUUUAUUGGAGGUAAUUUACAUUAACAAUUUAUGAACGAAGAAAGGUUGUUAGUUCGUG
Amoebophrya sp. A25 is the source of this 5679-nucleotide messenger RNA. NCBI's taxonomy places the organism in Eukaryota, Dinophyceae, Syndiniales, Amoebophryaceae. The record is from the annotation of a GenBank genome assembly.